Messenger RNA from Synchytrium microbalum, 1347 nucleotides. RefSeq lists its product as uncharacterized. Bases 1 to 1347 code for a protein of 448 amino acids. NCBI's taxonomy places the organism in Eukaryota, Fungi, Chytridiomycota, Chytridiomycetes, Synchytriales, Synchytriaceae. The transcript is spliced from 9 exons. The record is from RefSeq and is a predicted model, not a curated record. Gene Ontology annotation, biological process: ammonium transmembrane transport. Gene Ontology annotation, molecular function: ammonium channel activity. Gene Ontology annotation, cellular component: plasma membrane.
AUGGCAACUAAUGCAACAAUGGACUGGCUUGAUACAGGCGAUCAGGCAUGGCAACUGACCGCUGCCACUCUUGUUGGCUUACAAUCAGUGCCUGGACUGAUGAUCAUGUAUGGGGGUUUGGUUCCCACCAAAUGGGCAAUCAACUCCGCAUUCAUGUGCUUCUAUGCCUUUGCAGCUGUUUUGGUAUGCUGGGUCUUAUUUGCCUACGACAUGGCAUUUGGCAACCAGUGGUUACCAAUCGUCGGUGUACCUUCAGCAUAUCUCAGUUCCGAUGGUCUCCUCUCGCAAGCAAUCCUGCCUGCUGCAAAUAUUGCAGCCAAUUUCCCCAUGGCCACUAUGAUCUACUUCCAAUUUGUGUUUGCUGCAAUCACCCUGAUAUUGAUUGCUGGAGCCCUGUUGGGAAGAAUGAGCUUUAGAGCGUGGAUGCUGUUUGUGCCCCUGUGGUUGACGUUGUCAUAUACCGUUGGUGCAUUCUCGAUUUGGGGUGGUGGAUUCUUGUUCCAAAUGGGAGUCAUUGAUUAUUCAGGAGGAUACGUCAUUCAUCUCAGUGCAGGCACAGCUGGCUUUGUAGCCGCUGCAUGGUUGGGUCCACGCCAUCCACAAGACAGAGCAGAUUUCAAACCUCACAACAUCCUCAUGGUCUUGACUGGAGCUGGUAUUUUAUGGCUGGGCUGGAAUGGCUUCAACGGAGGAGAUCCUUACGCCGCUAGUAAAGACGCCGGUGUCGCAGUGCUAAACACCAACUUGUGCACUGCCGUAUCUCUCUUGACUUGGAUGUGCAUCGAUACAUUUGCAUAUGGCAAACCAUCCGUCAUUGGAGCCGUUCAAGGAAUGAUUACUGGAUUGGUCGCUAUUACACCAGCUGCAGGUGUCAUUGCUGGUUGGGGAGCAAUUGUAAUGGGUGUAGCUAGUGGUAGCAUCCCUUGGUUUACCAUGAACGUUCUUGGCAAACGGGUAGCACUCUUACAAAUGGUUGAUGAUACGCUGGGAGUUCUUCAUACACAUGCUGUUGCAGGUGUUGUUGGAGGUUUCUUCACCGGUAUACUGACCACUGGUGCAGGCUGCGCCGCCUUUGCUUGCGUCUCACCUGGUGGAGGUGCAUUUGGUAAUUGGCACCAACUCUUGCUUCAAUUGGCUGGAGCUGGUUUCAUUAUCGGUUGGAACAUCGUUAUGACCUCUCUCAUAAUGGUUGUUCUCAGGUUCACUCUCGGUGUGAGAAUGAGUGAAGAAGAACUCCUGCUUGGUGAUGAAGCCAUCCACGGUGAAGAAGCAUACACACUCAACUUUACACAUGUGAAAGACGAAUCUCACUCCUUGAAUAAAGGAGCCGCCAUGGCUGAGGUUUAA